AUGACUGGGGACUUCCUUUGGGGCUGGGAGGACCACGGCUCAGAAGGUAGGAUCAAUGCUGCGCCAGGAGCCCAGGGCUUUCUAAAGGAAGGUGAACCCGGGGUCCUGAAACACUCUGUGGACGACUCCUAUGAGGAGCAGGGCCCAAGCCCUGGGUAUCUCAUGGAGCUGUCCAUCUUCUGCGUGGUCUACUUGGUGGUCUUCCCCUUCUUCUUCGUCAACAUGUUUGUGGCCUUGAUCAUCAUCACCUUCCAGCAGCAGGGGGACAAGGUGAUGUCUGAAUGCAGCCUGGAGAAGAACGAGAGGGCUUGCAUCGACUUC
Odobenus rosmarus divergens (Pacific walrus) is the source of this 321-nucleotide messenger RNA. RefSeq names its product voltage-dependent N-type calcium channel subunit alpha-1B-like. The record is from RefSeq and is a predicted model, not a curated record. Gene Ontology annotation, biological process: calcium ion import across plasma membrane; chemical synaptic transmission. Lineage: Eukaryota; Metazoa; Chordata; Mammalia; Carnivora; Odobenidae. The annotation marks the transcript as partial. Gene Ontology annotation, cellular component: membrane; voltage-gated calcium channel complex; neuronal cell body. Gene Ontology annotation, molecular function: high voltage-gated calcium channel activity. The transcript is spliced from 3 exons.